AUGAACAGAGCACGCCGCGAAUCCCUCAACUGUCUGAACGCAGACAAGGAGACGCUCGAGUUCUUUGCCGCCCAAGAGCAAAGCCGCCCCUCCCCCGUCAUUCCCCACCAAGAGAAGUUUCCCGGCAGUGGUGGCCCUUCGGGCAGGAACAGAUCGAAAUCGUUGGCGUACGGUCUAACCUGGGCCCAGGCCAUGAACGGUCGAGCUGUCACCCCUGCCGACAUGUUUGGAAUCGACAAUGCGGAUGAUUCGAGCUGGCAGGGUCCUUGGGUCAACAACAACUCUACUGGUUCUGGCUUGUUUGGUGGUGAUGGUGGUAGUGGUAGUGGAGCUGGUGCCGCUGGUAAGGCAGGGGAGGGAGGUGGAGACCCACACCGGUUGCACCAUCAUCAGGGAACGUUGCUCGAUAGUGGGCUUGGAGGAGGUGGUGGAAGUAUUGGUGCUCCUAUUGGGAACAAUGCUAAAACAAUUGCUGGAGCUAAUGCGACGGCGUUUGCUGUCCCUCCUACGAUGCAGAUUGUGGCCGAUACUCCCAAGCUGGCUACGAUGACUUGGGAGUCGACCUUGGAGAGGUCGAUCCGAUCGAUUGUGUCUAUCACGGCUAAUCAUGUCCGCAGUUUCGAUACUGAGACCUCCGGCGCGUACUCGGCAACAGGAUUCCUGGUCGACGCCCAGCGUGGUAUCAUCCUCACCAACCGCCACGUCGUCUCGCCCGCACCCAUCCUCGCCCUCGCCAUCCUCUCCAACUAUGAAGAAGUCGAGCUCAAGCCCAUCUACCGCGACCCCGUCCACGAUUUUGGGUUCAUGCAAUUCGACAUCACCAAGGUCCGCUUCAUGCAGCUUGAGGAGAUCCCGCUCAGCCCCGAACGCGCCCGUGUCGGACUCGAAAUCCGAGUCGUAGGAAACGAUGCCGGAGAGAAGCUCAGUAUCUUGGCAGGAACCCUGGCCAGAUUGGAUCGACAGGCACCCGAGUACGGUCAAGGGGAGUACAAUGAUUUUAAUACGUUUUACCUCCAGGCGGCUUCGUCGACUAGUGGUGGAUCUUCUGGAAGUCCAGUGCUGGAUAUUGAGGGACACGCUGUUGCGUUGAACGCUGGAGGCGCUAGCAAGGCGUCGGCGUCUUACUACUUGCCCUUGGACCGUGUCAAGCGCGCACUCAUGUAUAUCCAGGCGGGAGAGCAGGUACCUCGUGGUACCCUCCAGACCGACUUUGAUUACUUCCCCUACGAUGAGCUGCGUCGUCUCGGUCUCAAGACCUCGAUGGAGGAGCAGAUCCGCAUCCAGUUCCCGAACGAGACUGGAAUGCUGGUCGUCAAGACUGUCCUGCCCAAGGGCCCCGCCGCCGACCAGCUUAUCCCCGGAGACAUUGUGAUCCAGUGCAACGGCAACCCGAUCGCUAAUUUCAUCCAGCUCUUCACUGUCAUUGACGACUCUGUCGGUCAGAAUGUCAGUCUGACGGUCGUCCGUGGAUCCAACUCGAAAAUGUUGACCUUUACCUUUUUGGUCCAGGACCUUCACUCGAUUACUCCUGACCGGUUUGUCGAGGUCGGUGGUGGUGUUGUCAACGAGUUGUCGUACCAGCUGGCGCAUUCGUAUGGUCAGCCCUGUGGAGGCGUCUACGUCGCGACGUCGGGACAUAUGUUGGCCUCGGCUAGUGCAUGGCGCAAGAGUAUUAUUGUUGCGGUCAACAAUAUCCCGACUCCCAACUUGGAUGCCUUUGUUCAGGCGCUGAGUACUCUUCCCGAUGGUGCUCGUGUUCCUAUUCGGUUCUAUACUCUCCAAAAGGCCUUCAAGGAGAAGAUCAUGAUCAUGCAUGUUGAUCGCCAUUGGCAUAAGUGUCGCAUGGCCGUCCGCAACGACAAGACGGGUCUGUGGGAUUUUACGGACUUGCCUCCACCACCUCCAUCUCAGCCCUACGCUCCAGCAACGGCGAUCUACCCGACCAUCAAUGCCGCCCUCCACCCAGCACCCAUCAUCAUGCCCUCUUUCGUCGCUAUCGACUUCCAUCUGCCCUUCUUGGUCGAUGGUAUGAAGGCGACGCAGUUCUACGGCACUGGACUUGUAGUCUCGACCAACCCACCCCUUGUCAUCUGCGACCGUGACACUAUCCCCAUCUCGAUUGGAGAUAUCUUUAUCACCUUUGCCAACAGUGUCAUUAUCCCCGGCCGACUCGUCUACCUCCACCAGCACUACAACUUUGUGGUCCUGACCUAUGAUGCUACCCUGUUGGCAAACACCCCCGUCAAACCUGCGACGUUCAGUCGCAAGCCGCUGAUGCAGGGAGAUGAGUGCUACCUGGUCGGUGUUGGCACGGAUCAGUCACCCGUCAUCAAGAAGACUACAGUCUCGAACGUCGGCAACAUUGGAACCCGCGAGUGCUCCCCUCCUCGCUGGAGAGCCAUGAACGUCGAGGGCAUCAAGGUCGAUGACCCCGUCGGAACCCAGGGAGGUGUACUCUGUGACGGCGAUGGACUUGUCCAGGCCCUGUGGGUCAACUAUUCGUCGCAGGAUGAGAAGGGUAACGAUAUUACGUUCAUGUCUGGAUUGGAUGUCGAGGCUGUGACCCAGGUCACUGAGCCCUUCAUGAGAGGCGAGUACCCGAAGCUUCGAGCGUUGGAUGUUGAGUUCUGGACGAUGAGGAUUGCGGCGGCUAGAUCUUUGGGGUUGACGGAUGAGUGGGUCCAGAAGAUUGAGAGUGAUCCCAAUUCGAAGCAUUCGUUGUUGUAUGUUUUGAGUCUGUUGGAUGCUAGCACGCCUUGUAGUCAGAUGUUGAAGGUUGGAGAUAUUGUUCUAGAGCUUGAGGGUCGUGUUGCUACUGGUAUGAAGGACCUCGAGCGCGCUCGGAACGUCGAAAGUGUCAGAAUGACGGUACUCCGUGAAGGCCAGGAGUUGUGCCUGAUAGUCCCAACAAUCCCCCUAAUCGGCACAGAUACCAACCGAAUCCUCGCCUGGGCUGGAGCGCUGAUCCAAACGCCCUACAAGGCCGUCCUCGAACAAGUCUCAAACGUCCCCCAAGGCGUCUACGUCUCCUGCACACUCUACGGGUCUCCCGCCUCAACAGCCUUACGCCCUGGUGUCUGGAUCACCGAGAUCGACGGUGUCCCUGUCGCAAAUCUGGACGAGUUCCUGGACGCGGUCCAUCAUCACGAGAACAAGGUGGUUCGGUCUCGACAGGGAAGUGUUUGUGAAGUUGCGUUGAAGCGGUUGUCGCUCGCUUCUGGAUCCAAGCGCCUGUCGAGCACUGUCCUCCACAACCAGCACAUCCUCUCCCACCCCGAGUGUCUCCCUGCCAAUUAUGGCCUUGGCCUUGCCUCCACUGGUAUUGCAGCCACUGGUGAUGUCCAUCCCCACGAUGGACCACCUAUGCACGCUCCCGAGAAUGGAACAGGACCCUUGGAAAUCUCUCAGUCCCCUAACACUUCGGUCCCCGGAUCGCCCACAAUGGGCAACCCUGACGAUGCCGCGCAGUCGCAAGGGUAUGUCCGUAUCAAGAUUCAGGCGCGUAACGGAACUGUUUCUGUGAUUGCGAUGAAGCUGGAUCCUAUUUAUUGGAGUACGACUCAGUUGCUGCCUGAGCCUGAGAGUGUUAGCGGAUGGAAGAUGGUUGAUGUCUUGUAG
Linnemannia hyalina is the source of this 3618-nucleotide messenger RNA. Lineage: Eukaryota; Fungi; Mortierellomycota; Mortierellomycetes; Mortierellales; Mortierellaceae. The record is from the annotation of a GenBank genome assembly.